Lolium rigidum is the source of this 1191-nucleotide messenger RNA. Its product is annotated as serine/threonine-protein kinase 11-interacting protein-like. The record is from RefSeq and is a predicted model, not a curated record. The transcript has 5 exons. NCBI's taxonomy places the organism in Eukaryota, Viridiplantae, Streptophyta, Magnoliopsida, Poales, Poaceae. Gene Ontology annotation, molecular function: protein binding. Bases 1 to 1191 code for a protein of 396 amino acids. Gene Ontology annotation, cellular component: cytoplasm.
AUGGCGACGUCCCGCGCCGGGGCCGCCCCGCCGGUCACCGGCGACCGCUACCUCAACCUUCUCGUCCGCUUCGUCGCCGCCCACGCGGGCGAGCUGCUCGACGGCUCCCUCACGCUGCGCCUCCACCCCGUCGGCCUCCACUACGUCGCCUCCCGCCUCGACGCGCUGCGCGAGCUCGAGGCCGUCGGCGCCGGCGCGCCCGUCGACUACCUCCGCGCCUACGUCGCCGACCUCGGCGACCACCGCGCGCUCGAGCAGCUCCGCCGGAUCCUCCGCCUCCUCACCUCCCUCAAGGUCCUCGCCGCGGGGCCCGCCCGCGACCCCGCGCCGCUAUCCCUCCUGCCCUUCGCGCGACUCCGCGUGCUCGAGCUCCGGGGAUGCGACCUCUCCACCUCCGCCGCCAGGGGACUGCUCGACCUCCGACACACCCUCGAGAGCCUCGUCUGCCACAAUUCCACGGAUGCUCUUAGGCAUGUAUUCGUGAGUAGAGUGAUGGAUGUCAAGGACUCUCCUGUAUGGAGUCGGCUUUCACAUGUCUCAUGUGCUUCUAAUGGUCUGGUACUCAUGGACGAGUCGUUGCAAUUGUUACCUGCGGUUGAAACUCUUGAUCUUAGUCGGAACCAGUUUGCAAAGGUGGAUAAUCUGCGGAAAUGUACAAAGUUGCGAAAUCUGGACCUUGGAUUUAAUCAUUUGCGUUCUGUUUCAUCCUUGAAUGAGGUUUGCAGUCGAGUUGGCAAACUUGUACUGAGGAACAAUGCUUUAACUACAAUACAUGGGAUUGAAAAUCUCAAGUCACUUGUAGGCCUUGAUCUGUCUUACAACAUCAUAUCAAAUUUCUCAGAGUUGGAAAUUCUUGGCAGCUUGUCUUUGCUACAGAACCUAUGGCUGGAAGGCAACCCAAUCUGCUGUGCUCGGUGGUAUCGAGCACGUGUUUUUAGUCUCUUCCAUAAUUCAGAAAAUUUGAAGUUAGAUGAUAAAGGUAUGAACACACAAGAAUACUGGGAAAAGCAAGUAUUGUUUGCAAGCAGACAAAAACUACCUGCUGGUUACGGAUUUUAUUUUCCUGCAAAAGAUGAUCAUGAGGACGAAGAGACUUCAAAUUCUAUGAUGGAUUCCUUUUUCGCUUGGUUCAGCCUAGAUGGUGCUGUACGAUAUGCAUGGAUUGCGAGUCGAAAGACUAGUCGAGACUAG